Biomphalaria glabrata is the source of this 3763-nucleotide messenger RNA. RefSeq names its product WD repeat-containing protein 37-like. Gene Ontology annotation, molecular function: protein binding. Gene Ontology annotation, cellular component: preribosome, large subunit precursor. The record is from RefSeq and is a predicted model, not a curated record. NCBI's taxonomy places the organism in Eukaryota, Metazoa, Mollusca, Gastropoda, Planorbidae. The transcript has 13 exons. The coding region runs from base 256 to 1944 and encodes 562 amino acids.
GAGAUCUACCCUGAUAUUCCGAAUUGAAUCCAACACAUUUUAGAUCUAGAUCUAGAGUCUAGUCUAGUCUCGAAUCUAAUCUAUAAGAUAUUCUAACUAGAUCUAGAUUCUUGAGUAGUAGAUAUCUAGAUCAAAUACUAGACUAGAUCUAGACAGAUUUUUACUGCUAGUGCUACAAUCAAUCUUUAUUUUAAACUUAGGACUUAGUAUAGACCAUCAAAAGUUAAAUAGUAAAACAUCUAUAAACUCCCUGCAAUGCCAUUGGAGCCCCUUCCAGGAGGUAAGGACAGCUCUGCACAUAAAACAUCAUUAAGCUCUAACAAAGACAGCAGUGGCCUCAAGGCGUUGCCCAACGUCACAAAAGAGAACACAUUUAAACUCUCAGGGAGUACUGGGAAGGACAAAACUUCUUCAGGUGCAAGUAAGGACAGCAACUACACCAAAGUAAUGUCAAGUGGAGGAAAAGAUCUGAAUACAUAUAAACAGGCUGCUGUACUGCAGAAGACCAAGGGCCCAAGAGUCAUGCGGCGCCACCGUAGUCACACUGACAGUUCCAGGGGCUCUUUAACUCCAGCAGGUAGUAAGCUGAGAGAGGAACUUGACCUGGAAGGAGUAUUACCCACUCAGCUGCGAGACAGGCUACAUCUGUUAUUUUCACAAAUAGAAAAAGAAUUUGAGUAUCUUUAUGCUUCAAAUUUAAUAUUGCAAGAACGUUUGGACGUAGCUCAAGAGAAACUUGGCUGCGAGACAGGCACUGUGGAGAAAGUACCUCUGGAAGCCCAAGAUUCUACAGAUUAUGGAACCAAAAAUAAAAAGCCACUGUUAUCCCAACGAAUCAAAACUACAUACAAGCAGUCCACAAGCAAACUUGUCUCUAGCUUUCGAAAUCCAAAUCCUGCUUACACUGUUGUUAGACAGUUCAGAGGACAUCGUGAUGGUGUAUGGGAGGUCAGUGUGUCAAGGGCACACACACAGCAGGUCAUUGCCACAGCAUCAGCUGAUCACACUAGUCGAGUAUAUUCUGUCGAGUCUGGGGUAUGUUUGUUACAAUAUAUUGGCCACAAGGGAUCAGUGAACUCCAUUAGGUUUCAUCCCAACCAAGAACUGAUCCUGACAGCCUCUGGAGAUGCGUCAGCUCAUAUCUGGCGUGCACCCCUGUCUCAGCUAUCACACAUCGAUGCAUCUAAAUCACACUCAUCUGGUGAAGAUGACUUGGACAGUUCUGGUAGAGAAGAUGGUACUGAUGAUUUGAGUGAUUUCUCACAUGAUGCCAGUAUUAUUAGAAAUCCACAUUGUGAACUUUUGCAUCACAGUGAAGUUGUGACUGCAGCUGAUUGGAUGAACCAAGGAACUCAGGUCAUCACUGCAUCAUGGGAUAGGACAGCAGUAUUAGCAGAUGCAGAGUCAAGGGAAAUGAUAUCACAAUUAACUGGUCAUGAUCAAGAAUUGACAGAUGUCCAUGCAGACCAGAGCCAGAGACUUGUGUUGACUUCUUCUAAGGAUACCACAUUCAGGCUGUGGGACUUCCGGGCGCCAUCUAUGUUGGUGAAUGUGUUUCAAGGACACACUCAACAGGUGACAUCAUCUGUGUUUGCUAGUGGUGAUAAAGUUGUUUCUGGAAGUGAUGACCGCACAGUGAAAGUGUGGGACAUGAGAAACAUGCGAUCUCCUAUAGCAGCCAUAAGAACAGACUCUGAAGUCAAUAGGCUGUCAGUGUCACAGUCUCAGAAUAUCAUCGCCAUACCACAUGACAACAGAAACAUUAGGCUGUAUGACAUCAAUGGUGUUCGUAUCGGCAGACUGCCCAGAACUAACACUCAGGGUCAUGCCAGGAUGGUGUGUUCUGUAGCAUGGGCAGAAGGCAACCCUACUUGUAACCUGUUCUCCUGUGGGUUUGAUCGUCAAGUCCUGGGCUGGAUGAUCAAUAACUUUGUAAAGGAAUAAAACUUACCUAGAUAUGUUUGUGUUAAAGAUAGCAUGACUAUUAUUGAUGGAAAAUCUUUGCUGCAAGGAAAAUAUUUUGUGCAAAACAAUUCUAAAUGCAUCAGUGCUGGCGAAUGGCUCAGCGUGGAAUUGAUUUAUGCAGCUCUAAAAAGUUACUGAUACAGUUCGGAGAAGUUUUAACCACAUUUUGAUGAACAUUGAAGUAAUGAGACUCAGUUAAAGGUUACCAUAGAAAGUUUGAUCAUGAAGAAAAAUAUCCCUUAUUCUUUCUGUUCCUGCAUAACUAUUUUUGUGUUAACCUAAAUACAUAGAUAGUUUUGUCAAAAAAUUUUAUUUUGUAUUUACUAACAUCAAUGAACAAAUUUGAAUUAGAAAGCUUCAACUAUAAAUAUCCAUAAGUUUUAUUUUUCUGUCGAUGUAUAGCCUACUUCAGGUUUUAACAGUUAUUUAACUUUAGGAAUGUAUUAGUGCAAUAAUCUGUACAGUGGGGAUACAUACAAUAUUAAAAAAAACAACUAUUAAUUGAAACACUCAAUAUCCAAGGCUGUGACUAACUUGUGUACAUUAUAAACGUAUUCUUUACCUAAUGUUUGAUGAUAAUGUUUUAUUUUUUAUUGUUUAAUUUGCCUAUUUUUUGUUUUUUCUAUUAAUUGGAUGUCUUGAUAUGUUUUGUAUAGGAAGACACUGAAAUACUUUGACAUCUUGAUAUGUUUUGUAUAAUAAGACUGAAGUACUUUGACAUCUUGAUAUAUAUUUUGUAUAAGAAGGCUGGAGUACUUUGACAUCUUGAUAUGUUUUGUAUAAGAAAGACUGAAGUACUUUGACAUCUUGAUAUUAUGUUUUGUAUAAUAAGACUGAAGUACUUUUGACAUCUUGAUAUAUGUUUUGUAUAAUAAGACUGAAGUACUUUGACAUCUUGAUAAGUGUUGCAUAUGAAAACUACAGUACUUUGAUACUGUGCUGUAAAACAUAUUCUCUGUGUCCAUAAGAGGAGAUAUGAAAUCAAUUGUGAUAAUGAAUAGAAAAUGUUAUUUUAUCUCCCUUCUUGUAUCAUUUAAAACGUUUGAUCUUGUUUUCUGUACAUAUAGCAGGAUUGCUUUUAGCAAUGCUGAGCUGUUGUGCUAUAUGAACUGUAUUUUUGUUUUCGAUGGAAUACAUGUGUGAACUCACGAACUGUCUAUGUACAAGUAAUAAGGAGAUAAGAAAAAAUCUUGGUAUUGCUUUUGGCUUUGGUUGGAAUUAUUACAAUUUUAUUUUACUAGCAGUAGGCACUAACUCCUCCCUUCCCUUUGUCCAGCAGACACACACUUCCUUCCUUUAGUGCACCCACACAGUUUUGUUACAGGUUUUUUUCUUAUAGUUAUUGAAACUUGUUUUAAGUUUUCUGGCUAAUGAUUCCAUACGAUAUUUUGAUCUGUACACAGCUACAAUGCUUUAUAUUGAAGUAACUAUUCUUACUUUAUGUUGAAAUACAAACAUCUGUAUAAAAUAAAUCUAAAGUAUUGAUGUGACAGAUGAUCUUGAAAUGCUUGGCUUUAAAAACCAUCGAAUAGGAUCUUAUUAAUGGCUGGGAUUAUAUAUUGUGGUCGUAAUGAAAUCAUCACUCACAUGUGUUCAACUUGAGAGUCAUCUGCCUCAUUGAACACCCUCGCUCACAUAGACCAUUUAACAAGAUGGUUGUAUCACAUAAUGCUCAAUAUUUACAGAUUGGUUUAGUAAAGCACAUAAUAGGAAAAGGAAUAUCUCAGAUAUAUUUAGGCUCUUUAGAAAUUAGUUUAAUAAAUUAACAGGCUGAAUUGAGUAGUUGUUUUUUUUUUUU